AUGACUCGGAGACAGAAAUCAAGACCUCAUAUACCUGACUUUGGACAACAAUUAAACACAACACAAGGAUCAAUUAUAGAUCUUACAGAUGACAACUCAUUACUAUCAAAUCAUUCAUUUGGACACACUGAUGGUACUGAAAUAACAAGACCUAUAGAAGAAGAUGAAUGUUGUUUUUUAUUGCAAAUUUACAACGUAGUUUCAAGCACAUUCAUGUUUCUACUAUUAAAUACCGUAUACGGAGUAGUUUUUGGUAUUAUAUUAUUUCCUACUCAUGAUCACAAUAACAACAGUAACGAGAAAUUAUUUGGAGCUUAUAAAUAUAUUGGAAUGUCAAUGUUUUUUACGAGAGCGGAAACAAUUGAAGAACAUAUUGCAUCGGAAAAAUCUGAUUAUCAUAAUGUGGUUUACACAAUAUUAUUUGCUUACGCUCUAAGUACCAUACUAACUGGCGUAGGGUUUUUAUUAUUUGUACGAUUCAAGCACAUUUAUAAUGGAGUACUCGGUAGUAUCGGCAUUUACUUAGUUUGGACUGCUAUAAAGAUUUCAGUACAAAAUUCCGAGUCCUUUGAUUAUAACUAUAGAGUAUUUUUUCAUAAGAACAAUUUAUUAUUAUUUGCUUUGGCCUCCAUUUUGGCAUCAAGUCUUGCAGUCUUUAUUAGACACGAAGCUAAAAAUAAUUAU
This is a messenger RNA of Entrophospora candida, 684 nucleotides long. NCBI's taxonomy places the organism in Eukaryota, Fungi, Glomeromycota, Glomeromycetes, Entrophosporales, Entrophosporaceae. The record is from the annotation of a GenBank genome assembly.